This is a messenger RNA of Lolium rigidum, 1811 nucleotides long. RefSeq names its product protein trichome birefringence-like 33. Bases 16 to 1407 code for a protein of 463 amino acids. Gene Ontology annotation, molecular function: O-acetyltransferase activity. Lineage: Eukaryota; Viridiplantae; Streptophyta; Magnoliopsida; Poales; Poaceae. The record is from RefSeq and is a predicted model, not a curated record. The transcript is spliced from 5 exons. Gene Ontology annotation, cellular component: Golgi apparatus.
AGAAGUAGCAAGAGGAUGAUGAAGGCGCAGCACGGGCACGGCUUGCCCGGCGGCGGCGGCGUGGGACACGGGCGGCGUGCGCCGUUCAUGACCUCGUACGCGCUGACGCUGGCCUUCAUCACCUUCGUGUCCCUCCUCUACUUCAAGGACUUCUCCUCCACGCUCCACCAGCCCUUCCUCCACCACCCGCCGCAACGCAGCCACCGGCCCCGCGUCCCCAGGGCCCGGCCCCGGCCACUGCAGCUGCCCCAUGUUGCAACCGCCGGCGGAGCAACCGUGGAGGUAGUAGAGAAGGCCGCGUCCCGCUCCCGCGCGCCGGAGCCGCGGCGGCUGCCGUUCGCGGUGGGCCCGGCGGCGGCGGCGGCGGGGUGCGACAUCUCGGUGGGGGAGUGGGUGUACGACGAGGCGGCGCGGCCGCUGUACCAGGAGGAGGAGUGCCCCUACAUCCAGCCGCAGCUCACCUGCAAGCAGCACGGCCGCCCCGACACCGCCUACCGCCACUGGCGAUGGCAGCCGCGCGGCUGCGACCUCCCGAGCUUCAACGCGACUCUUAUGCUCGAGAUGCUGCGGGGAAAGCGCAUGCUGUUUGUCGGAGAUUCUCUCAACCGGGGGCAGUACGUGUCGCUGGUCUGCCUCCUGCAUCGGGCCAUACCUGAGAGCUCAAAGUCCAUGGAAACAUUUGACUCCCUCACAGUUUUCAGGGCAAAGGACUACAAUGCCACGAUUGAGUUCUACUGGGCUCCUUUUCUUGCCGAAUCAAAUUCGGAUGAUGCCGUUGUGCACCGUGUUGCGGAUAGAAUAGUAAGGGGGACAGCCAUUGAAAAGCAUGCCAAGUUUUGGAAAGGAGCUGACGUUGUGGUAUUCAAUACCUACCUGUGGUGGAUGACCGGACAAAAGAUGAAAAUUCUGCAAGGUUCUUUUGAAGAUAAGAGCAAGGACAUUAUAGAAAUGGAAACAGAGGACGCUUAUGGGAUGGUACUGAAUGCCGUUGUGAAAUGGGUCGAGAACAACAUGAACCCUAGAAAUUCAAGGGCGUUUUUUGUCACUAUGUCACCUACCCAUACAAGGAGCAAAGAUUGGGGCGAUGAUUCUGAUGGAAACUGCUAUAACCAGACUACACCAAUCAAAGAUCUGUCUUACUGGGGACCGGGCACUAGCAAGGGCCUGAUGCGAGUUAUUGGAGAAGUGUUCAGCGCAUCCAAGGUUCCUGUUGGGGUCGUCAACAUCACGCAGCUGUCCGAGUACCGCAAAGACGCACACACCCAGAUAUACAAGAAGCAGUGGAACCCCCUGACCCCUGAGCAGAUCGCCAGCCCCAAGAGCUAUGCGGACUGCACCCAUUGGUGCCUCCCGGGACUCCAGGACACCUGGAACGAGCUGCUCUACGCAAAGCUCUUCUUUCCUUGAGUGAAGGAAGGAGUUCCGAUUCGGAGAAUUGAGGCAAGAAGAGCACAUACACUGAACUGAUCCUUCCCUUGACCGAAAGAAGUCCGUGAGCAUCACGUCCAAGUUCCAGGGAGUAUAGUAUAUCGUCUGGGAAAGGUCUGGUCGGCUGGAGAAGGGCUUAGUGUAGCUAACAACGUACAGAUCCGACGAUUCUGGAACAUAUACACGCCAUGCGCCCGGUGACAGCCUGAGGGGUGUUUGUUGAAACACCACUUGCUAAUAUUGUAACAAUCCUCUGCCUUGAAGUGGCAUGAUGUGCAAGUGUCAUUCUUUUACUGAAUGUGAAAUGCCAAACUGCUCGAGGUGAUCACAUGUAUGCAGAAGUCUUUUUUAUGGCCUGCUGAAUACUUUUGUGUUGAAGUUAA